AGGAUUCGGGACACAAGCGACUUUCUCCUCACACAGAGCAGAUGCAUUCCCCUGGGAUUUGCCCCCAAGCUGCUGGCUGCAGGAUGAGGAACUCCUACCCCAACCGGGAAGAUAAGAGGCUAAUGAAGCCAGUAAUAGAGAAAAGAAGGAGAGACCGAAUUAAUCAGAGCCUGGAACAUCUAAGGACCCUUCUCUUGGAGGCCACUCAUGAUGAGACUUUAAAAAACCCCAAGGCUGAAAAGGCCGAUAUUCUGAAGAAGACGGUUCACUUUCUCAAAAUGUGUCAUAAUCCAGUGCCGUCGGAUGGAAAGAAAUUGCUGUCGGGGUUCAAAGGAGGCUUUCGGGAAGGACUCAACCAGGCCACCUCCUUUCUGAACUCGGCUGACAGUAUCUGCCAGAAGAAGAAGGAGUACGUGGUGCAGAGGCUGUGCCAACACAUGGAGCAGCAGACUCAGAAGCACUGCCACGACUCCGCUCAAGAUGUCUCCUCCAGGGUCAACCAGAGGCAGAUCUUGCCGAGCCCACCAUUGAUCUCCAGGGUUACAGGGAAUGGACUGGAACAAAGCCCCGAGACCCAGACCAGCCGACCUCCUCAUUCCCACCAUCCAUCUCCAUCCAGUUCCUUCAGAACGCCCUGUAUGGGGCAAGAACAGCAGCAGACACCCCCACAAACUUUUCAAGCCAACACCAACAAAAAGCCAACCCAAAGGACUCUCUUCCCCCCGACCAGCUCCUCUGUUAACUCCGCCCUUGUGUGGAGGCCCUGGCCAUAAAUAUUAUUUAUUAUCCCCUCCCUUCUCCCCCUUUUUUUGUACAUAUGGACUGUAAAAUUAAAUUAUAUCUUUAUCUUUUUUAUACUUUCAUCACUCUGUAUUUUCUACGUGCAUAGCUCUAUAAAUUAAAGGACUAUAGGUGUUGUUUUGUA
This is a messenger RNA of Xenopus tropicalis (tropical clawed frog), 925 nucleotides long. It is a transcript of the gene hes7.2, whose product is annotated as hes family bHLH transcription factor 7. Bases 42 to 773 code for a protein of 243 amino acids. NCBI's taxonomy places the organism in Eukaryota, Metazoa, Chordata, Amphibia, Anura, Pipidae. The transcript is spliced from 4 exons. The record is from RefSeq and is a predicted model, not a curated record. Gene Ontology annotation, molecular function: DNA binding; protein dimerization activity. Gene Ontology annotation, cellular component: nucleus. Gene Ontology annotation, biological process: negative regulation of transcription by RNA polymerase II; regulation of DNA-templated transcription; DNA-templated transcription.